Messenger RNA from Australozyma saopauloensis, 1104 nucleotides. RefSeq lists its product as uncharacterized. The record is from RefSeq and is a predicted model, not a curated record. The coding region runs from base 1 to 1104 and encodes 367 amino acids. The transcript has a single exon. Lineage: Eukaryota; Fungi; Ascomycota; Pichiomycetes; Serinales; Metschnikowiaceae.
AUGAUCGAAGUCUUGCAGAGCGAGGCUCCCUUGAGCCCAAGAAAAUCGAGAUUCAAACUUCUCUCCGACAGAUUUGUUUCCUUCAUACACAAUCUCAACCAUGCCGCAAGACAUGCCAACACCCUUUCCGCUUCCGCAUCGUUUAAGAGACAUCGGAGUCGUUCCAAAUGCACCGAUCCUAAAGAAUUGAAGUCUGCUAAAGUUGUCAAGGAGGAUUCGGAGCCGAUUUGUGUCACGAACCCAACUUCGCUAAAAAAACAAUCUCGGGUUUCUCGCGACGAAUUCGCCGACUUCUUGGUCCACAAAUUGGAAGACGACUACAUAUUCUGGAUCGAUGAUUCGACCUUGGUUCAGAGCCAAGAGGUACCCAAGCUCGCUCCGGAGGUGGUCCCUGAGACUCCCGAGGAUGACUUUGAGAGUUGUAUUGAUAAUACUUCCCUGCUUCUCUUCUCAGAAAAUUUCAUGUCCAGCGGCUCGAUAAUCGCUGACUCUCUUACUUUGCUUGGCCUGAACACCCAUCCAUUGGAUCCGACUGACAAUAAACUGGCGGUCUCAGACCAAUCUUUGGAAAAGGAGUUACCGUUUUACAGUGCCCAGGCGCUUGAGCCUGGGGCAUUCGAGGUAUGCGACGACCUAAGCCAUGCCUUUGAUGACGAUUCAUUCGAGGUGGAACGGAAUAUCGGCGCCGACGCCAAUAUUGAUAUCGAUGCAAACGGAAGUGAUGACGAAAGAUCCGAUGUUGCACUGAUGACACCUCCGUUUUCUUUUGAAUCGGAUGAGGACGAAUGCAGCCUGGUGAGGUGGAAGGAGAAGAAGCCCAGGGGGAAGUGUGAUGAUGAUGUCUUGAUAGUGAGAACCAAACGCAGAGAGGAUCCAGAUGAUAGCCCCUCGCCUACCAAGAACACAUCCUCAGAAACGGAACACGAAUCUAAGGUGGUCCAGGCCAUGCCUGCUGUUCCGGAGGACGCUGAGGUUGACAUUGCCGGUCCCAUGAUUGAAAACAAAUUGAUGGUCAAAAGGAAACCUAAACGCUCGCUUCUGCAGAAAAGAAAGCUUUCGAGGCUCAAGCAUUCCCAGCGCAAAAAGAAAAAGAACCGUCGUUGA